Messenger RNA from Amphiprion ocellaris (clown anemonefish), 5276 nucleotides. Its product is annotated as arf-GAP with coiled-coil, ANK repeat and PH domain-containing protein 2. Lineage: Eukaryota; Metazoa; Chordata; Actinopteri; Pomacentridae. Gene Ontology annotation, molecular function: protein binding; GTPase activator activity. The transcript has 24 exons. Gene Ontology annotation, cellular component: cytoplasm. The record is from RefSeq and is a predicted model, not a curated record. Bases 374 to 2887 code for a protein of 837 amino acids.
UGCGCGUCUGUAGUAUUUGCUCUGGAGAAAAGCUGCUCUCCGCUGGCUGCUAUGACCGAGCUACCGGACGGCACUCUCUGUUUUCAGCACUGACCGCUGCCUCGGAAAAAAAAGGAAAACACUUUUUGCGGCGUUUUUUGGCAACCGUACAUUCAACAUACCGUCGUUUAUGGUAGCAUUCCCGCGACUUUUUAAUCGUAGCUGCUGGCCUCCGGGGCUAGCUGGCUAGCCGAGCGGUGACAGAGUGGAGCCAGCUGGUCGGACACACACAGGGACGUUAGCAAACAAGCUAAUUAGCAAGAGAGACUGAGCCUGGAUUACUGUGUUUAAUCAAAGACAGCGCAGCUUUGCGGCUUUACUCACUGCGGUAAAAAUGAAGAUAACUGUGGAUUUCGAGGAGUGUUUGAAGGACUCCCCACGGUUCAGAGCCACCAUAGAGGAAGUGGAGGGGGAUGUGUGCGAGUUGGAAUCCAAACUCGACAAAUUGGUGAAGUUGUGUAUUGGAAUGAUUGAUGCUGGAAAAGCCUACAAUGCAGCGAACAAGCAGUUUGUUAACGGGAUCCGGGAGCUUGCCCAGCAGUCCACCAAAGAUGAGGUCAUCGAGUCCAGCCUCACAAAGUUUGCCGAGAGUCUGCAGGAGAUGAUCAACUAUCACACGAUAUUAUUCGAUCAGGCCCAGAGAUCUAUCAAGACCCAACUUCAAACAUUUGUCAAAGAUGAUCUGCGUAAGUUCAAGGAGGCCAAGAAGCAAUUUGACAAAGUGAGCGAGGAAAAGGAGGCAGCACUGAUAAAAAACGCUCAGGCUCCACGCAACAAACAACACGAGGUGGAGGAAGCCACCAACAUCCUCACUGCCACACGCAAGUGCUUCCGACACAUCGUCCUCGACUACGUCUUACAGAUAAAUGUCCUACAGUCUAAGAGAAGAUCAGAAAUCCUGAAAUCAAUGCUGUCCUUCAUGUACGCCCACCUGACUUUCUUCCACCAAGGCUAUGACCUCUUCAGUGAACUGCAGCCUCUUAUGAAACAGCUGGGAGGACAGUUGGACCAGCUGGUGGUGGAUGCUGCCAAAGAGAAGAGGGACAUGGAGCAGAAACACUCCACCAUCCAACAAAAGGAUUUCUCGAAUGACGACACCAAGCUGGAGUACAAUGUGGAUGCAGACAAUGGCAUCGCAAUGGAGGGUUAUCUGUUUAAAAGGGCCAGCAAUGCCUUCAAGACAUGGAAUAGGCGUUGGUUCUCCAUCCAGAACAAUCAGCUAGUUUACCAGAAGAAAUUUAAGGACAACCCUACAGUGGUGGUAGAAGAUCUGAGACUAUGUACAGUCAAACACUGUGAGGACAUUGAGCGUCGCUUCUGUUUUGAAGUGGUGUCACCCACCAAGAGCUGUAUGAUGCAGGCAGACUCGGAGAAGCUGCGACAGGCUUGGAUCAAAGCUGUCCAGAACAGCAUCGCCACCGCCUUCCGCGACAAGGGAGAUGACGGCGAGAAGCUGGAUAGGAAGUCGUCCACAUCGACAGGGAGUCUGGACUCUGGUGGGGAGCCAAAGGAGAGAUCACUGAAAGGAGAGAGUGCCCUGCAGAAGGUCCUGGCCAUCCCAGGGAAUGCCUGCUGCUGCGACUGUGGACAGCCUGAUCCCCGGUGGGCCAGCAUCAAUCUGGGCAUCACCCUCUGUAUACAGUGCUCUGGCAUCCACAGGAGUCUGGGAGUUCAUUUCUCUAAGGUUCGGUCUUUGACUUUGGAUACAUGGGAGCCAGAACUACUUAAGUUGAUGUGUGAACUGGGGAAUAAAGUUAUCAACCAGAUCUAUGAAGCUCGGCGAGAGGAGCUCGGAGCCAGAAAACCACAGCCAGGAGACCCAAGACAUGAGGUUGAGGCCUACAUCAAAGCCAAGUAUGUGGAUCGCAGAUUCAUCCGCCGGCCGUCAGACGAGGAGCUGCGCAACAAAGUGAUUUCUCUGAGCAAGCAGGAGAAGAGGCUGAGCAGCAGCUCUGAACAUCUGCCACCAAGACCACCCCCACCCACCCCGAAACUUCGACCUGGUUCUAACGUCUCUGGGCAGUCAGCUGCUGCCGGUGGCGCGGAGGCUCGCCGUGACUCUCUCUUCUGUCCUGACGAGCUUGACUCGCUCUUCUCCUACUUUGACACCUCCUCCAAGCUCAGGAGCAUGAAAAGCGCAGACAGCGGCAUUCAGAACAGUGCUGAUGGGAGCAGGGAGAUGCUGGCCAAUACCCCCUCCAACAACAGCCUGGCAGAUGCAGACGCUGCUGAGUCUCCGCCCAUGCCCAUGCCCAUGCCCGCCACACUGCCUCCUCCUUCACCCUGUAAGGAGAUGGUCUUCUACGAGCCCAAGGAGUACAGUCCAGGCCUGCAGCUCUACUGGGCGUCAUGCGCCCGCAGCCUGCCGGACAUGGCGGAGGCUUUAGCCCACGGAGCUGAAGUCAACUGGGUCAACACAGAUGAAGAGAAGAGGACGCCGCUCAUCAUGGCGGUGCAGGGGGGUUCGUUGGUCACCUGUGAGUUUCUGCUCCAAAACGCAGCUAAUGUGAACCAGCAGGACGCUCAGGGGCGAGGACCCCUCCAUCAUGCCACCAUGCUGGGACACACAGGGCAAGUGUGUCUAUUCUUGAAAAGAGGAGCAAAUCAAAAUGCUGCAGACAUUGAUGAGAAAACACCCCUGACUAUAGCGGUGGAAGCAGCCAAUGCAGAUAUUGUCACACUGUUGCGACUGGCCAAGAUGAAUGAGGAGAUGCGGGAGGCAGAGGGGCCCUACAGCCAGUCAGGAGAUGAAACCUACCAGGACAUUUUCCAGGAUUUCACCCACAUGGCCUCCAACGAUCCAGACAAGCUGAACCGCUACCAGCAAUACGACCCUCAGAGACCCUGACACUGAAGGAGCACCGUCCACUAGCGGUCAGAUAGACUCACAGAAACUAUGAGAUGUCUGGAAUGACGUCCACUUUCCCUCCAACAUCAUUCAGAAACUGUUUGAAAGCAGCAGCCUGUGCUUAGCUGCUGCAAACACACAGCAUCGUAUCUAAUGCGGCCGAAGCUCCCUUUUGUCAGUUUCAUUUUGUUUGCAGCUUUUGUUUAAAACUUCAAGCAUUUCAGUCAAGUGAAGGGGAAUGUCUGUGAGUGGACCUCACUUUUUAAUCUUUUUAAACUGUGCUUCUCAGUAGGGCCUAUUACAUUAAGUAAAUGGUACAGUGUUAAAGCCUUUGAAUGGAUUUGCAAAGGCACUAGUGCUAAUUGAACUUGGUCUGAAUGUAGAGCGGCUAUCAGGGCUGUCAGUUAUUUUGGCCUAGUUCAAUUUUUCAUGUCACACUUCCUGAUAGAAGAAAGUUAAAUACUUCAUUUCAUUUUUAAAGUGUUUUCCCUUUUCAAUAGGAUCCUUAUGAGCAUAAUUUUUGUAUCACAGUUUUGCUUUAGACUCUCCGCAGCCUUAUACACGGCAGCAAGCUUUUACUUAUUUGCACAAAUCGCUUUGUCUUAAAUCGCCACUGAGGUUUACCAGUUUUGAUGGUAACUUUGACACGUUAAACAGUGUACAGUGCUUAUGGAAGCAAACCCGUUAUUGAUUUAUGUGAUGUUAAAUAGAUAGUAGUUGAUUUCAAAGGACUUUUACAUGCUUGUGUUUUUUUAAAAUAUGUUUUUCUGAUUGAAUUUUCCAUGUUAGUACCUGCAGUACAUGUUAAUGAGGCAGUCAGCCCUUCAGCACCAUAGUUCUGUGGAAUUAAAAUGCCGUGAGUUGUUUUGAAAUGGUUGUUAAUUUGUAGAUUCACUCUCAAGGUGAUAUGAGAUUAACAGUAUCGAACUGCAGAAUACCUGAGGCUGUUCAUACUCGGUUUAGAAGUGCUGGUAACACUUUGUUUUAUGGAUCCACCACUUUCCAAACGUUUCCUGGGUUGAACUGUGCAGGAUUUUUCUUGUACACCUCCUUUGUUUUUUUUUUUUUCCAUUGUCACAGUUGACUUGUGACACCUCAAAAGUGACAAUAACUACAGCUUCUUACUACCAGAUCCAAAAUUCAGGAGGUAACAAACACUCACUGAGCAGCUUCUUCAUCAGAAGUACAACAGAAAAGCUCAUGGCAUGCGUUUACAGCACAACCAAACAAAGCUGGUUUGUUGUCAAAUAUAGAUCAGUCGGCAUAAAUAAAGCCCUCUAUCCAUCAUGCCAUUAGAAACCACAGGUUGGUUUCAUUCUGUGCACGGCAUGACUAGAUUUCCACACAACAGCAGCACAGUUUGACAUCUCGCUGAAGACUUGGAGGUUUAAAAAAAUGUCACCUGCAACUCUUCAUCUACGUUCUUCAUCUAUUUUCAUCACUGCAGCUGCUCCUUAUUGCUGAAUUAAUCCCCAUGAGGAAGGUAAAACUGAUCAGCUCACUAAAAACCCUGAAAAAGGCUGUUGUUUUGUAGAGAAAUACUUAAACAGCAGCACUGCGUCUUGUCCUAUAAAUCACUUGUGUGUAGUUCAGCCAAUUGAAACAGACCAAUAAUAGAAACGGCUAUUUACAGUAGACAGAUGAAUAUUGAAUGGAAAUUCUUUGAAUUGAUAGUGCUGACACAAUGCUGACCUUAAAUUGGGUUCUAUUAAAAUUUUAUAAUGUUGAAUCAAAUUCUUACCUCGCUGAUCUACUGCUGUUAUUCGUUGUCAAUUAGAUGUUCAGCAGUUGAACCCUGUAUGUUAACUAUGAUUAAUAGUAAAACACUUUAUUACCUUUCGAGGUGACUUAUUAGGAAGUCAAUAGGAAAUCAUUUGGGAAAUUAGAAACCUGUAAAAUGAAGUGUUACAGAAAUACUGCACAUAAACCAAACUGCCCGUUGAGAUUCUGUAAGUGUGUGAGUUAUCAUGUGUUGAGACAUUUUCAGUUACAGAGCGACUCUGUACAACCUUCUUUAGACGCCUGCAGGUGAAAUCUUCCAGUAUCAAAGUGAAUUCUGCAGAUUUAUUACCAGGAGUUUUGUGAUUGUCUCUGUGUUUGUCUUCGACACUUCAGUAUACAGUAAGGUAUGAUGUUAGCCAUUAUUUGACCGAUGCAACAUGGGAUACAAUUCUUGUACAUUUUGUACAGAUGCUUUUGAAUUCUCCAGAGGACUGAAGUAUAAAGAUAGUGGUACUUGAAUCAUUAAAUAAGCUUUUGUAUAUGCUGUUCUUUGUAUCCUUCGAUGAAUUUAGCCUGUUUUAUAUCACCUGUCUGUACACCAAUAUACAUGUGCUGUAUAAUAUACCUGUAACAUGCAAAGACUUCAAUACAUACUGACUAAGAUUCA